AUGGUGGAGUUUGCCAAUGCUGAGAAACGGUGGAGGACUCAGAUUGCCGAGGGCAAGGUGAAGUCACUGUCUGCGAAGGAAGCGGGGUACACUUACCAGCUGUCCGACUACGUACUGCUUGACGUGCGACCAUCGUAUCAGCACAACAAGGCUUGGGUAAAGGGCUCCCUGUGGAUUCCUGCCUUCGACGUCGACAACAGUGCCAGCCCAGGGGUCUUGUCCCAGAAAGUGAUGACCUUCAUGAUGGGAGGAUGGUGGUCUGGAGCGUCAGUAAACAAGAGAAACGAGCGAUUCAUGGCUGACGUUGUGGCUAAAAUUCCCAAGAGUGCCAACAUUAUUGUUGCGUGCCAGAAGGGUUUGCGAUCUCUUGCAGCAUGUGAGCACCUUUACAAGGCUGGCUACAGAAAUAUCUAUUGGCUAACUGGUGGCUUCGACACUGCCAGUGACGAGGACUUCGAGCGGGAGGGUCCUGUUCCCCUUCAGUUGGCGGGCAUUGGAGGCAUGUCUGAGUUCAUUGGUUGGACUGAUCCUCAACGCCGCCUUGCCAAAACUGAGGGAUGGCAGUACCGUGCCACCUUUUUCGGCCGACUGCUUGUGGUGUUUUUGGCUGCGGACCUUGCUCUUAUUGGGUUGCAGCAACUCAGCUCUUUUUUCCGUGAGCUUGGCCAAUAA
This is a messenger RNA of Closterium sp. Naga37s-1, 672 nucleotides long. Lineage: Eukaryota; Viridiplantae; Streptophyta; Zygnematophyceae; Desmidiales; Closteriaceae. The record is from the annotation of a GenBank genome assembly.